Megalops cyprinoides (Indo-Pacific tarpon) is the source of this 5985-nucleotide messenger RNA. It is a transcript of the gene camsap2a, whose product is annotated as calmodulin regulated spectrin-associated protein family, member 2a. Gene Ontology annotation, biological process: cytoplasmic microtubule organization; neuron projection development; negative regulation of microtubule depolymerization. Gene Ontology annotation, cellular component: microtubule minus-end. Gene Ontology annotation, molecular function: calmodulin binding; microtubule minus-end binding; spectrin binding. The record is from RefSeq and is a predicted model, not a curated record. The transcript has 19 exons. Bases 524 to 4975 code for a protein of 1483 amino acids. Lineage: Eukaryota; Metazoa; Chordata; Actinopteri; Elopiformes; Megalopidae.
GUCAGUGCGGCAGGAAAACCGCAGCGAGCAGGCAAAGACAGAGAUUGAAUUGGGAAGUAGAACUGUAAAAAUCCGAAGUAAAAAAUGUGGAAACGAAAAGGCAAAGUCUGGGUGGCUGCGAAAUAAGAGUUCGGAAGAUGGAAGCCGGUCCUGCUCGCCAGCAAAAACGCACGGUUUGCUCUGAAACGCUAAAAUCCUUUCAGCAGUCUGAGGAGGGCAAUGCCAGAGAAUGGAUGAAAAUUGCAAGGAGAUAGACUGCAGUUGACUGGGCUUGCUCCCUGGAUUGACAACGCCUCGACAAAUGGAGUAAUGAUUCAAGAUAGAAUAGCACUAGCCUUUAGAUAGGCGUGUUAGCAUACUCUGACACGAUCGGAUAGAAAACUGCAUCUUUAAAUUCAAUAAGCAUACGAAGUCAAAUUUGGUGCAUUGAAUUCCAUUGGAGGGAUGUCAUCAGCUUCCAUUGCUUGAUAGUUAACUAACGUUAGUUUUCGGGGGACUGGAAUUGACCGUUCAAAGUGUUAAUAUGGGUGAUGUGGCUGACUCGAAGGAUAUUAAAAAGACUUUUAUCGUUCCAGCUAUAAAAUCUUUUGAUCACUACGAUUUCACCAAGGCUAAGAUCUGUUGUAGCCUGACAUGGCUGAUAGCCAAAGCCUUUGGGACAGACAGUGUCCCGGAGGAGCUGAAGGAGCCCUUCUACACGGACCAGUAUGACCAGGAGCACAUGAAGCCCCCCGUGGUGAACCUGCUGCUCUCGGCCGAGCUGUACUGCCGCGCCGGGAGCCUCAUCCUGAAAAGCGACGCCGCCAAGCCGCUGCUGGGCCACGACGCCGUCAUCCAGGCGCUGGCCCAGAAGGGCCUGUACGUCACCGACCAGGAGAGGCUGGUGACCGAGAGGGACCUCCGCAAGAGACCCAUCCAGAUGAGUGCCCACCUGGCCAUGAUUGACACUUUGAUGAUGGCGUACACGGUGGAGAUGGUCAGCGUGGAGAAGGUGGUUUCCUGUGUGCAGCAGUACUCCUCCUUCUACCCCGACGGCGACGUGCCCUACGACACAGAGGACGCCGUGGCGACCUGGAUAAACAAGGUCAACGAAUAUUUGAAAGACAUUAUCAUCCAGGAGCAGAGGAUGAGAGAGACGCAGUGCACAGAGCCAUCUGAGGGAUCGCGGUCUCCAACCAAAUGGUAUUGGAAACUGGUUCCUGCCCGCUACAGGAAGGAACAGGCUCUGCCCAAACAGGUGCCGUGGAUCCCCCCCGUGGACAACCUGCUGAAGGACAGCACCGACGGCAGCGCCCUCGCCGCCCUGCUCCACUUCUACUGCCCCGACAUCGUUAAGCUGGAAGAUAUAUGCCUGAAGGAGACCAUGUCACUGGCGGACAGUUUGUACAACCUCCAGCUCAUUCAGGAGUUCUGUCAGGAGAACCUGAACCGCUGCUGCCACUUCACGCUGGAAGACAUGCUCUAUGCCUCCUCUUCCAUAAAGAAUAACUAUCUUGUGUUUAUGGCUGAGCUUUUCUGGUGGUUUGAAGUGGUAAAGCCAUCCUUUGUGCAACCUCGAGUUUUAGACACUGAAGCAGCAGAACCAGCCCCCUCUUUGAAAAACAUGCCCACGGUGCCCAUAUCCAAUGUCACCAAGCGAAGCUUUAUGGAGAAACCUCCCAGUCCAGACCGGCCCAGUCUGCCUCUCAGGCCACAACCUCAGACUUCCACUUCAGGUGUAAUGAAACGAUCAACCUCAUUGUCUUUUGUGGACAGCUGUGUGGGGACUUGGCCCAAGGAAAAACGGUCCUCAGCUCACGGAGUGUCCUUUGACAUCCCUUUUGAUAAAACAAACACCAGCCAGACGGCUACACCCCCCGCUCGGGGGAUGACCAGGUCCAUCAGCACAGAUGGGCUGGGAUUCAAGGUCAACCACAUGCCCAGGAACAUGAAGAGAAACCUGUCCUUCCAGCCCGUUAAUGGGCAGAGCGACAAAGGGGGCAUCGAAGAGGAGGGAUGUCCAGAGAGCCUAGCCUGGCCUGAGGCUGUUGCCUCCAGGGGCCAGAGGGGUCUCUCAAAUGGACCGGCUCAGGACGAGCAUGGCAAACUCCCAGCCACCCCCAGCAUUGAGGAGGCCCUGCAAAUCAUCCACAAUUUGGAGAAACCUCACGACAGCCUUCAGGCGGAGGGGAUUAACAACGGGUUCUUCCUCCACAGUCAGGGCAGGGAUAGCUCGGCUUCCAGGGCCAGGUCAGACGAUGCCGAUUUGGAUUCCGUGUCGGAAUCAAAAGGAGCCAUGAGCGCAGACACGACAGUGGACACGGGGAUCCACGUGAGGACGGAGGACAUCCAGGAGACCCUGGACGAGGAUUCGUCCCUGAGGGACUGCACGAUGAGCAUGGAACUGGACAUGGACCAAGACUACGAGCUGAGGGCCUGCAACCCCCACGAGAUGACCAGCCCCUGCCCCAGCUCGGUCAGUGGCAAGUCCCACCCAAGCCCCGGCGCGGCCUCCCCCAGCCCCGGCGUCCGGAUGACCAGCUUCGCCGAGCAGAAGUUCCGGAAGCUGAACCACUUCGAGGGGAAGAGCAGCGGCAGCAGCUCGCAGAAAACCACGCCGGAGAGCUCCGAGCUCAACAUCCCGCACGUGGUGUCCUGGGCCCUGACGCCCGAGGAGAGCCCCGUCCACCAGGUGCCCAAGGACCCUGCCCAGAUGAUGGCGUCAGAGAUGGUGCAGCUGCGGAUGAAGCUGGAGGAGAAGCGGCGGGCCAUUGAGGCGCAGAAGAAGAAGGUGGAGGCAGCCUUCACCCGGCACAGGCAGAGGAUGGGCAGGACGGCCUUCCUCACCGUGGUGAAGAAGAAGGGUGACGGCACCUCGCCGUUCAGGGAGGAGGCUUCUGGGUCUGAGGACGACAAGCCGGAGCCCGCCGACUCCCAUGCCGUCAAGAUGGCGGACGACAGCAACCUCCGGCCCGAGAAGAGCAAACUGGACACGCCGGAUGGCCAGGCCAGGUGGCUGAAGUCGCCCAGCGACGAGAGCUUCGGGGAGGCGGACCUUCUGGAGUACACCAAGUCCAUCGAGAAGCUGAACGCCUCGCUCAACUUCCUGCAGACGGAGAUGCAGAGGCUGGCCCAACAGCAGGAGGUCAUCAUGCAGAUGAGGGAGCAGCAGCAGUCCUGGGUCAUCCCCGCCCCCCAGCCAUCCCCGCAGAAGCAGGUGCGCGACCUCCGCACCGCCACGCGCUCUGCGGGCUCGCUGUCGCCGGCGGAGUCCCCGCGCACCUCCCACCGGUCGCCCACCAGCAUCAAGAGGAAGUCGGCCUCCUUCCACUCCAAAACCCCAAGAACCCCAAGGCCCAGCGAGCUGAAGAUCAGCCCUUUUAGCCGGGUCCUCACUGUCCCGCAGUCUGUGGACAGCCUGCCACGCCUACGCAGAUUCUCCCCCUGCCAGUCCCAGGUCAGCGCCUUCACCUAUCUGGGGACUGAGUACAAGCCCCCCGCAGAGGGCGAGGCCGCAGAGAAGGACGGGACACAGGAACCUUGCUCUGAACCAGAGCCCAAACCCUCCGCCCUGGAGGAAGCCCCCGAGAAGGGCGUGGCCGCAAAGCCACCGGCCUCCACAGCCAAAGAGACGCGGCAGAAGACGGAGGAGAGCGUCGAAGAAGUGAGCGCCAAGGAGGAGAAGGAGGAGAAUGUGAAGGAGAUGAAGCUGGUGGAAUCCACUGUGUCUGAGGUGCUGUCCCAGCCAAUCACGGAGACGUUUACGGUCACUCCAACUGAAGUCGUGACCCACAGCAACAGGAACUUGAUAGAGGUGCCGUUAUCCGUGCUGAAGCCCCUGGACGGACAGAUGCUUUCAGAGAGUAGCGAUGUAGAUGGAGGUGGAGACAUCAAUGAAGAUGAUCAGAAGAUGUGCUGUGGUUUUUUCUUCAAGGACGACCUGAAGGGAGAGGACAACAUGGCAGUGAAGCGGGCAGCACUGCUGGAGAAGAGAUUGAGGAGAGAGAGGGAGACGCAGCAGAGGAAGCAGCAAAUGGAGGCUGAGCUGGAACAGAAGAAGGAAGAGGCGAGGUUGAAAGCAGAGGAGGAGCGUCAGAAGAAAGAGGAGGAUAAGGCUCGCAGGGAGUUCAUCAAGCAGGAGUACCUCCGCAGGAAGCAGCUGAAACUGAUGGAGGACAUGGACACCGUCAUCAAGCCCCGCUCUGCCAGCACCAAGCAGAAGAAACCCCGCCCCAAGUCCAUACACAGGGACAUCGUGGAGUCUCCCAAAACCCCUGCCAGGGCGGCGGAAGGUUCACGACCCCGUGUUUUUUCAGUCUCCAGUCUGUCUCUGGCUUCCCUCAACUUGGGAGACAAUGAAAGCGUGCAGUCAGAGAAGAGGACGCCCAGAAGCAGUAAUUUAGCCUCUGGCAGCCUAUACCUCUUUUUGAAUGCUACCAAAGCGAAAAGGUCAAGACCUGGCUCUGCGGACGGAUUUCUGUCUCCUUGUCGAACCGGCAGCCGCAACGGAGAGAAGGACUGGGAGAACGGCUCCACAACAUCAUCUGUGGCAUCCAACACGGAAUACACAGGCCCAAAGCUCUACAAGGAGCCGAGCGCCAAGUCUAACAAGCAUAUAAUCCAGAACGCCCUGGCCCACUGCUGUCUGGCUGGCAAGGUGAACGAAGCUCAGAAGAAUAAGAUACUAGAGGAAAUGGAGAAAUCGGAGGCCAACAACUUCCUGAUCCUCUUCCGAGACUCAGGCUGCCAGUUCCGGUCUCUGUACACAUACUGCCCUGAGAUGGAGGAGAUCACCAAGCUGGCGGGCAUCGGUCCCAAGACCAUCACCAGCAAGAUGAUAGACGGCCUGUACAAGUACAACUCGGACAGGAAGCAGUUCAGCCACAUCCCCGCCAAGACCAUGUCAGCCAGCGUCGACGCCAUCACCAUCCACAGCCACCUGUGGCAGACCAAGAAACCCGCAACACCCAAAAAAGUGUUACCCAGCAAGUCCUAGUAAAGAGAACCAUGUCUUUUUUUUUUUUUUCUCAAAACAUUCACGUUAAAUUUGCACUUCACUGUACAUAUCCAUGUGGACUUGGCACCUGCAAUGCCAACAAAUGAAAACAUACUCCUUUUGCAGCAGCUUUCCUCUUAAUCUUCCUUUUUUCUCCCAGUUUCAACUGGACACAGAACUCUGCUGAUAUUAUGCACAACUGGAAUGUAAAACACUAUUUAAGAGUAUUUAAUGGAGAUCACUAAUGUGUUUAGUACAAGAGAUCGUUGAAUCUUUUGAGUUAUUUUAUUACAGCACGUGUGUGUGUAUGUGGUUUUGUAUGUGCCAAAAGAAAAAGGAUGCCAUGACGUUUUGAUCUGGUACACUGAAGCACUGAAUGUUAUUCAUCUGUAUAGAUUGAAUUUGCGUAUCUGUUUAACAUUUGUGGCCUUAUGCUUGUUUGAUUUUUUUGUACGUGAGCACCACAAGGUGCUUGUAAAGUUAUUCAUGAGAGGCUUUAGUAUGCAGGUGAAGCUUUUUGUCUUUUGCUAAGUUUGAAAUAGUAUCCAGUUUGUUUGCAUAAGGUGUGAACCACAAAGGGCAACAUGUACUGAGGAAAUUGCCUUUAAUGAGCAUCACGAAUAGGGCUGCCAUUGCUUGGAAAGAAUGCGUAACGGUAACCCACUAUGUAUCCCAAGAACUCAAACUUGCUGGAAAGUGCCAAAGUAGCAUCCCUCAUUUUUUGUGAUCUAUAUUUUGGUCCUACUUUACAUUAAGUGGCCUUAUUUACACUGUUUAGAUAUAGUGAUACUGCUGUGUACAUAGUACACAUGGUUGCAUAGUACUUCCAGCAGUUAAAUCUGUUUGUUGCUUGCAUAAAUACAGCUCCAUAACAACUACCCUGUGUAAUAUAUGUACACAGUAGUAUCUCUGUAGUUACAGUGUAAAUAUAGAAAGCGUUAGGGUCACAGUGUGAAGUGGGACUUAUGUUUUAAUAAGGGUUAUAAAAUCAUGUUAUCAACAUCCUUUCA